Molecule: messenger RNA, 3624 nt
Organism: Sphaeramia orbicularis (orbiculate cardinalfish)
Lineage: Eukaryota; Metazoa; Chordata; Actinopteri; Kurtiformes; Apogonidae
Gene: vsx2
Product: visual system homeobox 2
Exons: 5
Coding region: 661-1914 (417 amino acids)
Biological process (GO): regulation of transcription by RNA polymerase II
Cellular component (GO): nucleus
Molecular function (GO): DNA-binding transcription factor activity, RNA polymerase II-specific; sequence-specific double-stranded DNA binding
Source: RefSeq, a predicted model, not a curated record
CUGUCGUUUUUGGGAGGGCCUUUGAUUUGCGUGUGAUGCGUUUCCCAUAGCAUCUGGAGAUCAAUUAUCCGUCCGUGUGAGCCAGAGGUUGGGCUGAGAGAUCAUAGUCUAGUGUGUGUGUGAACCAUUCAGCGAAAAGUAAUAUAUCCUGAUUUAUUCUGGGAGAUUGAGGUAAUUUUCUAAAACGACAUCAUUUCAAGGCCGUGGGAGGUGUAAAAGAUUGUUUAAUUAGACCGCUUUCCAUUCUUAAAAACUGUACAUAUGAGCAAUGCACAACAUUAAAUAUAUUAUUCUAACAUAGGUGAGAUUUAACGUGUGUAAAACUGCGCUUGUGUUUUCUUUGUCAGUAGUAUUUCAGCCGCAGCCUCGUAAAGACACCUUUUAUUUCCUCUGUUGUCUAAAUCCAUGCGUCGCUUAUCCACAGUCUCCAGAAAAAUGCAGAUAUGUAUCCGAGAGGGCGUAUAAUGCAUCCAUGAUCCACAGGAAUCUGGAAUCCUGGCAGCUGAUUGGCUGCUGCGUCCUGCCUCUUGUUGGGAUGGACCUGUUGGAUAAAAGGACCAUUUUCUAAAGGACUCUUGUGUUACACAGAGGAUCAUGCACUGGGGACUAUCCUGUUAAACCAUAUAAUAACAAAUAGGCCUUUCCAGCUGCACCGAAGACAUGACGGGGAAACAAGGCGCCGUGCUCUCGGAAACUUUAAACAUUUCGGAAAAAACCUCUCUGGGCGCAAACGGAGGGAGUACCGGCCACCAGCCGAAGAGCAGCGCAGCCCAUCCUCCCCCCAGGUGCACCGGCUUUGGCAUCCAGGAGAUACUGGGGCUCAACAAGGAGCCGUCCGCGGCCCCGAGGAGCCCCCUGAGCUCUCUGCCGGCCGGGGCGCAUCUGAUCGCCGCCAGAUCCGUGCUCGGCCCCGCUGGCGUGGGUGUGGGUGUCGGGAUGGGAUUAAUCGGCCCUGGUGGAAUUCCGUCGUUUUACAGCCAGCCGGCGUUUUUAGAGACUGUGCUGUCGGACGCACAAGAUGUUCACCUGCAGCCUCACAGCAGGUCCUUAGGGCCGCUGGACACCAGCCAGUCUGCCAGCUCAGGUGACCACUUAUUUCACUUAUCAUCCAUAAAUAAUGGUCUGACAAAGGUGCGGAGUUCAGACUCUGAAGAUUUGUCUUCAAAUGAACGAAAACUCUCUAAGUCUUCAGUAAGUCAAAGCAAGAAACGCAAGAAAAGACGCCACCGGACCAUAUUUACCUCAUAUCAGCUGGAGGAGCUGGAAAAGGCCUUCAAUGAAGCACAUUACCCGGAUGUUUAUGCGCGAGAGAUGUUGGCCAUGAAAACAGAGCUACCUGAAGACAGAAUACAGGUAUGGUUUCAGAACCGCAGAGCCAAGUGGAGGAAGAGGGAGAAAUGCUGGGGUCGGAGCACUGUGAUGGCUGAGUAUGGGCUGUACGGCGCCAUGGUGAGGCACUCCAUCCCCCUGCCUGAGUCCAUCCUCAAGUCAGCUAAAGAUGGCAUCAUGGAGUCCUGCGCGCCCUGGCUGCUCGUCCAAGAUGGCUUACCAAUCAACAGACGCUAUUCUAAAUCUGAAUACCCGCAACUCUUUGCAGGGAUGCACAAAAAGUCUUUGGAAUCAGGAGCUCCCCCGUCUACAGGAAAGUCUGACGCACCCCAGCAGCCAAGCUCUCAGAGGCCGGAAGACGCUGAAGGGGAGGAGAAGAGGUCGGAAGGGAAGUCCACCAUUUCUAAAGAGGAACUGAGAGAGAACAGCAUCGCUGCACUGAGGGCCAAGGCGCAGGAGCACAGUGCCAAAGUGUUAGGGACAGUCUCUCAUGACAGACUGAUGGAGGGAAAACAGGAGAGACAUGCAGCCGAGGAGAAACCUGGAGAUCCCCUGAGUCCACCAGAGGAAGCCAAAAGUCCUUAGAGACUCUCAAGAUCCUGAAGACUGUUAUUCUCUUGAGUGAAUGGCUGCUUUCAGCAUGGACUCACCUAACGUUACACACUGUCCUGCAGGUCCGCUUUGUAUUGAACUCAUCCCUCAUAAGCCGACCUGCAUCUGGACUUUUUCUAGAAGACAACUCAUCUGGCUGCACAGAGAAAGCAAAUGCACUUUUCUUGAUUUACCAUCCAAACUUACAGUUUACGUACAGUUGUUGUGGCUUAUGCGUAGUAGAGAAGAAACCUCAUCUGACUGAGUGGGUGUAAAGUAUUAAUGUUGGUGUAUAUAGAUUCCACAGUUGUGUACACAGCCAGAUGAGUAAGGUUUUAUCCAGUAUAUCCACGUCACCACACUGAUGAAGACUGACCAAUGAGGAGACUACAUUUCAUUCUCGACAUUCAUUUUAAUGUCUGUUUAAAUUGCUUGUACAGUUACUAAAUGGUGACAUUUGAAGUGAAAACCAUCCCACCGACAGUACUCUUUUAAGAGACAGAAAGUAAUUGUCGUCCUAUACCGCACUGUACAUAAUUGAUAUAUUAAUCUCUCUUACAAAGGCACAAUUUUAAAUAUGUUUUCUUGUAGUCUUGAAAAAUGUUUGUGUUUUUAUUUCAAAGUAUGUAUAACUAAAAAUAUACAGCAAAAAAUAGAAAUCCUUUUAUUAAAUGCGACUUCUUGGUGUCCAUUAUUCUACUCUCCUUCCAUGCAGAUGAUUUUAAGAUAUCGCUCCAUAUUAUUUUUCAUACUUUUAUCCACCACCUGACCAUGUACAAGGCAUUGGUUUAACUUUUAAACAACAUGAUGCUGCCCUCGCUGUUGGAAUAGCUACUUGUUGUCACUUGAUGCUCUGCUGGCUUGGCUCAUUAGGAGACAGUCUCCGGCUGCAUGCUUGGGUUAGUCCCUAUAAUCCGUUGCAGUUGAGAGCCUUCAAUUUCAGAUUAAACUAGGGGACUGGUGCUUUUGGGACAGGAGAAUGAGUGAAAGCACCCCCAAGCACGAUGACCUCAGCUUGAAUUCAAAUCACUUUGAUAGAUGUCAUUAUCAGGCAACACUCAAGCUGUUUCAUCCUCUUAUCUAAAUACUUAGCCAAACAGUUUUCUGUGUUGCUAGUCUUCAUCCUCUGCUCCUGCAUAAAGCUUUGCACCAUACCCCUUGAACUCACCAUAUCUGCAUGUCUGCAUUAGCUGUAAUCCAUUUCUCAUUUUACACUUCAUCCUCAGUUAGCUAAUGGAGCUUCCUAAUGAGUUAAACAUUUGGGUUCUAUUCCAAUUAAACAGAGAGCAAUUCCAAAGGGCAAGGGACGACUAUUAUCAGUCUGCUGCUGCAUAGCUCAGCACUGAAUGGCUUUCAGAUUGGUAACAUAAUGUCACUGGAUGGGAAAAAAGGUUGCUAAUUACACCGUGGACAGAGAUAAGUAUACAAAUACUUAUUAAUGAUAGCUAGAAAUUGGAUUUGCAUGUGUAAGGGUCGCAAAAAUGCUAAAAAAAAGAAAAAAAGGAAUUCGGGAAUAACACUCAUUUUUAAAAGAUAGUCCAGAAUGUAAAAAAAAAACUGUACAAAUUAAGAGCUAUGAGAAUAAAAAUGGAGAUUUGUGAAUUAAUGUUCCCAUGCAAAUAUACAGGCAAUAGACAGGGCAGAGGUGACAGGAAUUUAAUAUCUUGUUUGACGAACACUUGAUUAAAAACAUGUUUGCUCAUC